This is a messenger RNA of Lasiodiplodia theobromae, 2316 nucleotides long. RefSeq names its product 6-phosphogluconate dehydrogenase. Gene Ontology annotation, molecular function: oxidoreductase activity. Gene Ontology annotation, cellular component: cytoplasm. The coding region runs from base 1 to 2316 and encodes 771 amino acids. The transcript has 5 exons. The record is from RefSeq and is a predicted model, not a curated record. NCBI's taxonomy places the organism in Eukaryota, Fungi, Ascomycota, Dothideomycetes, Botryosphaeriales, Botryosphaeriaceae.
AUGGCUCCCGCAACACCUCGCCUGAGGAUUUUGUCCGUUGGCGGCAAUGCCGUGUCGGCCUUCCUCUCCUGGCGUCUCCAGGCCACAAACUCCUGCGAUGUCACAUUGGUAUGGAAAUCAGGUUUCGAGCAUGUGGCACAAUAUGGCAUUUCGAUGAAGUCCAAAUUGUACGGCAAUGAACGUUUCAAGCCGCGUGCAGUCGUACGCUCCCCCGAAGAGGCCGCAGGCAGCUCGAAAGCACCCUUUGACUACGUCUUCCUCUGCGUCAAGGCCCUGCCCGACGUCUACGACAUCGCCUCCGUCAUUGAGUCUGUCGUGUCGCCCCAGCACACAUGCAUCCUGAUCAACACAACACAUUCCCUGGGCGUCGAGUCGUACCUGGAGCAGCGCUUUCCCACGAAUGUCGUUCUGUCGCUUGUGUCGGGUGCGGAGCUGCAGCAGCUUGGUGCGAGCGAGUUCGAGCACACGGGAUCCACGGAGAUCUGGGUCGGCCCGGCCAGCGAAAAUCCGUCGAUACCUGCUUCGAUCCAAUCCGACAUGGCGGAUGCGUUGGCGAUGACUUUGGGCUCCGGCCAGGUCGACUGCAGGGUUUCGCCGAACAUCCGGCAACAGCAGUACGAGCGGAUGAUUGGAAAUAUUGCUUUCCAUCCGACAAGCGUGCUUUUUGAAACGGCCAACCACGGGGAGCUGAUUGAGAAAGUGGGCGUACGCUCGGUCAUCUCAGGGGUCAUAGACGAGCUCCUACAAAUCGCAACCGCGCAGGGUUGUCAAUUCGGCUCCGACUUUAAGGACAAGACUAUCGAAGCGAUGACCCGUCCUCAGGAGGCGAACAGUACCAUGUAUCAGGACUUUGCCGCAAAGCGCCCGAUGGAGGUGGAAACGUAUUUAGGCUCGCCCAUGAAGCUCGCCCAGGAAGUCAACGUUCCCGUCCCUCGGAUCGAGACAUUGUACGCCAUGCUUCACCAUACCAACAUCGUCAACCAGCAGAAGCCUGCAGCUCCCGUCUCUCCACAACAAACCGGUGGUCAUCCACCAAGGAUGUCUUCUGCUCCGAUGCCCAGGGGCCCCCCCAACGGCAUGAACGGCAUGAAUGGCCCUCCGAUGAAGGGCAGCCGUCCUGGAAGCAGAGCUCCUUCUAUGACCGGUGGUGCUCCACCGAUGAUGAGGAGGGGGCCCCCGCCUCCUAAUGGCUACCCGCCGCGGGGCCCUCCUCCCAUGGGCAACGGCUACGGACCCCAGGGACCCGGUGGUCCCCCGAUGCAGCGUCGUGCAUCGUUCGAGGGCAACGACCUCGAGGAGUUUAGCCACUUGAUGCUUUACGACACUGUCCCUGAAGAUGGUGACUUGCCUGGUAAUGGCAUGGUGAAUGGCGGACCCUACCCCGGAGCUGACAUGUCGAACGGCGAUCUUGCGUUGAGGGAAAGAGAACUCGCUCUGCGUCAGAAGGAGCUUGCUUUGAGGGAAAGAGAAUACCAGAUGCGCACGGCUGCGGGACCGAGACGGCCGAUGCCUCCGGCUUCGCACGCCGGUGAUUUUGACGAGGAAGACGACGGCGAUUUCUUCGAUCCGAUGGCGGCCCGACCCCCCAUGAUCGACCCCGACAACUUCGACAUGAUGAGCGUCACGUCACGCCGUACCAGGAAGGCUCCUAGCGCUCAGCAGCUGCGCAAGAACCCGGAGAUGGGCGGUCCGCCGAUCUCGAACGGCCGGGGUCCUUCCCGGUUCGGCCAACGCCCUGGAAUGAACAAGAGGACGAGCGCCAGGCUCAUGUCGGACGUUCCGGGGCUCCAUGAUUCGAUCAUGAACAACGCCCUCAUCGGCUACUCGUCAGACCGCUACGGAAACGUCGACCGCGCGAACAUGGGCCAGCAAUCGCGCACAAACUCGCUCACGGCUGCCCGACUGGAUGAAAUGGCUGGACCUGGAUAUGGAGCUUACCCUCAGGGACGCAGGGCAAGCCAGUCACCUGGUAAUCCCCUAAGCCCUGGCCGCGGCCGGCCGUCCCCUCCCGGCGGUUAUCCUCCGUACGCUAACGGACAACCCAACGGCAGGCCAUCCCCGCCAGGUAUGAGGCAACCGGUCCCGCGGCACCCGCCGGGCCACGGCAACGCAGUGGCACCGCAGCAGGUUGAGCAACACGUAGGGGUGAGCAACCCUCAGUCCAAGAGAGGCCCUCAAGUGCGCAGUCUGACUGGAAGUGCGAGCGCUAGCGCGGAGAGUGGUGAUAGCGGCGCCAGCGCUCUUGUAGAUUCUGAAACCUCGGCGGCCAGCAGCCAGAGCAGUCUGGGCCCGCGGCCUCAGAUCGGGGUGCGCUGA